AUGGCCAAGCUUUUUGAGGAAGAUGUUGAGGCUCCUCUCUACUACCAGAGUUCCUUUUUGGCUUUUCACUCCUGGAUUAGCAAGCAUCUGAGCCGGUCAUAUCCUUCAAGUGAAGUGAGGAAUAGCAUUUAUGGGGCACACUGGAAGAAGGCUGGAAUCUAUGACGCCAUUCUUCUGUCUAGGCAGUUGGUGAAUAGGGAUGAGAACAUGUUAGCUACCGCUCCCUACUUCUGGAAUUCUACCACCAACACCUUUGACUUCCGUGUUGGCCCAAUGUCUCCAACUCUGCUAAACAAGGCUCAGAUAUUUGGGUUCAGGCCUCAUGGAAGACCUGCUGAUAUUGUUGGGGAUUAUCACAGAUGGAAAAAUGGCGAGAAGCUGGGCAAGAAAAACUUCCAUAGCGCCACUCUGGAUAACCCUCUAAAUAUCUUAGCCUCGGGUGCAGAUCUGGCUGCAGGCAUUGCAACAAGUGGUCUGCUACACAUUGGCAAGAGGUACUCAGAAAAAGCUACCCUUGGUUCCGACCUGGAUGAAAAGGAGCUUGAAGAUGAAGCGGCCAAAAUUGACGUUAGGAAGAAAUUUGUGAGUGUUAUGUUGAUCCGGGUUCUGCCCUUUGGCAGAGGCAAGCCUCCCAACUCUCAUCUGGGCUGCAAUAGAGGCACUUCUUGGAGAGAUGAAGAUGACUUGGAGGUGCACAAGAAUUGCAGAUGCACGGUGAACAAGAUAAACAACAGUAUGGAUGCUCUCUAUCCAUCUUUGGAGUCGAAUUCCUGUUGUUUUGGCGACUUUGACGCUUGUUGGAAGGCUAGAUUUGGUGGUGUGUCUGAUGCAAGGACUGUUGCGAGGGUGGUUUUUGUUAAAUGGGAUGCGGGAAUUGUCCUUGCAGAACCAGAUGCCAAAAAAUUCGUCACGCAGAUGCUUCUGGGCAUAAAUGCUGAAGUGAUUGAAGAUCCUUCCGUGGCAAGCAACCUUAGUAGGCAGGUUGUCCAGACUAGACAAAUGAUUGUAAACUCCAUCAUCACUGUCGGAGAUCUAGAGGUAGAUCUUAGGGAAGAAGAUAUUGAAUAUGAAGUUCUAAUAGAGGAGAAAACCUCUGAAGCAACCCCUUAUGCGAGAAAGAAUAAGGGAAAAGAGACGAUCCAGGCCCAAGAUAAUCCUGUCCAGCCUGAACUUCCAAUUGAAAGCCCUUCUCCUCCUCCUACCGAGAUGAAGAGCCUCAUAAAAGGGGCUGCUAGGGAGAGGAAGGUGAAAGAACCUGUGGCUGCUCCCACAACCACCACGGAAACGGAUGAAGAGCUUGUUCACCCGUUUUAG
Molecule: messenger RNA, 1314 nt
Organism: Prunus armeniaca (apricot)
Lineage: Eukaryota; Viridiplantae; Streptophyta; Magnoliopsida; Rosales; Rosaceae
Source: the annotation of a GenBank genome assembly